AUGGCGUACGUCCAGGACCGCGGGACGAAGGCCAUGCAGCGGUUCGUCCGCAGCCGAGUGCGCAAGCUGACGGCGGACCUUGAGGAGACGAAGGAGUGGGCGUCUGCCCGCGAGAACGCGGCCUUCGAGGCGGUGGACGAUUGGACGCUCGUGUCAGCCGUGGAGACCAUCUUCUCCCGCAACGCCGCUUCUUUCGACGUUCGGGAGCUCGCGGCGCCUCUGCGGGACAUUCUGAUGGUCGGCCCGAAGAAGACGACGAGGGUGCCCUUCCUGGUGGGGCCGUCGAAUUCCGGGAAGAGCACGGUGGUUUACCCUUUCGACGACUUGUUCACUCCGAAACGGGUUCUGCACAAGCCUGCCUUGGGCUCCUCCUUUGGACUCCGGAACCUGGCCAGCGGCACGAAGCGGUUCAUCUUCUGGGACGACUUCCGGCCGGUUGAGUUCGCCCACGAGAAGACCGCCCCCGUCUCUUUGUUCCUGUCUCUGUUCGUCGGCCAGCACACCGAGAUCCAGGUUUCCCAGUCCUUCAACGACGGGAACAAGGACGUCUGCUGGAACCGCGGCGCCGUUUUCACGGGCAAGCUGGAGGGCCUCUGGGAGACGACGAAUAAGGUGGGUGCGGAGGACAUCCGGCACAUGCAGAACCGCGUGAGGCAGUUCCCAUUCACCUCCGUCUUGUCGGACGGCUCUUUGCAGGACGUGCUCUCGCGUGCUCCGUGCAUGACCGCGUGGAUCGUCCGGGAGGCGGCAAAGUUCGACGCCGUCGGCGUUUUCCGCCCGGCGCCCGCUGCGCCGGUCGGGGCAGACGCGGGCGUGCCGCCUGUGAGCGGCUUCGACGACCUCAUGUCCGACGCGCGCAUACCCCGCGCGCAGGCAGACGCCUUGCUGGCGGAUGUCCGCGCGAUGGGUGCGGUUGCCGUGGACGAGGUGCUCCCCGCGGACUGGGUCCGUCUGAAUUCGUGGGCCUUGCUGCUCCCGCUCCAGAAGCGCAGAUGCUCUGUGGGCACAGUGCUCAUGAAGUCCGCCCCGCGCGUGACGCAGGAAACAGGCUGCCCGAAGCCGCCCGUCUUGAGGGCGGCGUCAAGAGCGACGCCAGACUAUGAAUGCCGCCGCGUGCUCCGGCGUGGCCCAGCGGAGACUCGCGGCCGCAAGCCCAAGCUCACGGCCGUCAAGCUCCGCGCCUUGAACAACGCGCGGGUUCGUUUGAUUCGGGCGGCCAAGGGCGAGGCCGAGGUUCACCUCAAGGACGUGAUGAAGGCCGCGCGGGUCUCCGACGUCCACAAGGGCACGGCGGAGGAGCGCGCGGCCGCGUGUUCGGGGUGGAAGCGGCUCCCGGGCAACUAUUUCACGCACCAGGUCGAUGCCAUCAUCGACAAUAAGGUGUUCUCCAUCCCCAUGACCAAGCGGGUCCUCAAGCCUUUCACGAAGCCGAAGGGGAACCAGAACAGGGUGAACCCAGGCGCCAAGGUUCACGUGGCCGCAGCCAUCGUGAACAACAAGGUCCGCGUCUGGCACUACCUGCCCACCCUGUGGUGCGCCGACGCAGCCUGCGAUUUCUACGCGGGCGUCCUCGCUCCCGCGCUUCGCCGUUGCCGGAAGGGGCGCCGCGCCUUCCGCAUCCUGGGGGAUAACGACCCCGCGGGGUACAAGAGCAAGAAGGCCGUUGACUGCAAGCGGCGGGGUCUCAAGAUCACCCCCAUCAAGUUCCCCAAGUAUUCCCCGGACUUGAACCCCCUCGACUAUUUCCUCUGGGCGGAGGUCAACCGGCGAAUGGCAGAGCAGAGCGCGCCGGCCAACGAGUCUCAGAGCGCUUACAAGGCGCGCCUCAGGCGCGUCGCCAUGGGCAUCCCGAAGAGCGUCAUCAGGGCAGCCGUGGCUAAGAUGAAGACGAAGGCGGCAGAGGACCGCGGGACGAAGACCAUGCAGCGGUUCGUCCGCAGCCGAGUGCGCAAGCUGACGGCGGACCUUGAGGAGACGAAGGAGUGGGCGUCUGCCCGCGAGAACGCGGCCUUCGAGGCGGUGGACGUUUGGACGCUCGUGUGCCGCUGCGCUGAGGAGACAUGUCCCCAUGGCCCGGCGUGCUCGUACAGGUCAGCCGUGGAGACCAUCUUCUCCCGCAGCGCCGCUUCUUUCGACGUUCGGGAGCUCGCGGCGUCUCUGCGGGACAUUCUGAUGGUCGGCCCGAAGAUGACGACGAGGGUGCCCUUCCUGGUGGGGCCGUCGAAUUCCGGGAAGAGCACGGUAGUUUACCCUUUCGACGACUUGUUCACUCCGAAACGGGUUCUGCACAGGCCUGCCUUGGGCUCCCCUUUUGGACUCCGGAACCUGGCCAGCGGCACGAAGCGGUUCAUCUUCUGGGACGACUUCCGGCCGGGUGAGUUCGCCCACGAGAAGACCGUCCCCGUCUCUUUGUUCCUGUCUCUGUUCGUCGGCCAGCACACCGAGAUCCAGGUUUCCCAGUCCUUCAACGACGGGAACAAGGACGCCUGCUGGAACCACGGCGCCGUUUUCACGGGCAAGCUGGAGGGCCUCUGGGAGACGACGAAUAAGGUGGGUGCGGAGGACAUCCGGCACAUGCAGAACCGCGCGAGGCAGUUCCCAUUCACCUCCGUCUUGUCGGACGGCUCUUUGCAGGACGUACUCUCGUGUGCUCCGUGCAUGACCGCGUGGAUCGUCCGGGAGGCGGCAAAGUUCGAGGCCGUCGGCGUUUUCCGCCCGGCGCCCGCUGCGCCGGUCGGGGCAGACGCGGGCGUGCCGCCUGUGAGCGGCUUCGACGACCUCAUGUCCGACGCGCGCAUACCCCGCGCGCAGGCAGACGCCUUGCUGGCGGAUGUCCGCGCGAUGGGUGCGGUUGCCGUGGACGAGGUGCUCCCCGCGGACUGGGUCCGUCUGAAUUCGUGGGCCUUGCUGCUCCCGCUCCAGAAGCGCAGACUUCUUGGGCAAAUCGGCUCUCCG
This is a messenger RNA of Prorocentrum cordatum, 2955 nucleotides long. The record is from the annotation of a GenBank genome assembly. Lineage: Eukaryota; Dinophyceae; Prorocentrales; Prorocentraceae.